UUGAAAUAGAUGUCAUCAGCUGGAAGUUCUGGUAAAACUACAAGAAAAAAUGCUCUGGGACAAAGAUUAGAUCCGGGAUGGGAACAUGGGGUUGAGGAUGGGACUUCAAAAAAAGUGAAGUGUCGGUAUUGCAACACUUCCCAUUCUGGGGGUAUUUAUCGGCAUAAACAUCACUUGGCUGGCACUCAUUUAAAUGUUGAGCCGUGUCCACAAGUGCCCGAAGAAGUGAGAACACAAUUUCAAAAAAUUCUUCAAGCUCAUUCAGAGGAAAGUCAAAAGAAGAAGAAACAAAACUUAUAUGAUGUUGAUAUCGAUGAUGAUGAUAGUGAAUGUAUAGCCUUAGAACAAUCAAAGAAGAGGAAGCAAGGUGGUGCAAUGGAUGGAUUUGUAACAAAGAAUUCGUCACGGCAAACAACAUUGAAUGAGAAAUUUAAAAAGGAAGAGAGAGAUGCAGUAUGUCAAAUCAUAGCCCGAUUUUUUUAUACCAGUGCUAUACCAUUCAAUUGUGUGAACAAUCCCAUAUUUCCUCUUAUGAUUAAAAGGAUUGGAGAGUAUGGGAGGGGGCUCAAUCCUCCUUCUUAUCAUGAAAUUAGAGAGACAUUCUUGAAGAAGGAAGUUAGUGAAGCAUUGAAUAUACUCGAGAAUUUUAGAGGAGAAUGGGUGAAGACUGGAUGUACUAUUAUGUCAGAUGGGUGGUCUGACAGGAGGAGACGUUCAAUAUGUAAUUUUCUUGUCAAUAGCCCAUCGGGAACUAUCUUUUUGUCAUCCCGAGAUACUUCUGAUAUUUCAAAAACUGGCCAAAUGGUUUUUGAAAUGUUAGAUGAGAUUGUGGAAAAAGUUGGAGAAGAAAAUGUUGUACAAGUUGUAACUGAUAAUGCUUCUAACUACAAAUUGGCUGGAGAGAUGUUGAUGGAAAAGAGGAAAAAAUUAUUUUGGACACCUUGUGCCGCUCAUUGCAUUGAUUUGAUGUUGAAGGAUUUUGAGAAAAAAAUUGAGAUGCAUAGUGGGACAAUUGAAGAUGGAAGGAUGAUUGUUUCAUACAUUUAUUCAAGGUGUAUGCUGAACCAUUGGAUGAAGGAAUUCACAAAUGGCAAGGAGCUUAUUAGACCUGCAGUGACGCGAUUUGCCACUUCUUACUUAACUUUGCAGCGUCUUAAUGAACUAAAAGGAGAAUUGAUGAAUCUUUUUACAUCAUCUAAGUGGAAGUCUAGUAAGUUUGCAAGGACACGUAAAGGGAAAAGAGUUGAAGGUGUGGCUUUAGACAAUCGUAACUUCUGGACAAAUGUUGCCAAUUGUCUAAGAGCUGCAAUACCUCUUGUUAAAGUACUCCGAUUGGUGGAUUCUGAUGAGAGACCGGCUAUGGGAUUCAUUUAUGGAGCAAUGGAUCGUGCCAAGGAGGAAAUUAAGAAAAACUUCAAUGGAAUCAAAAAGUGGUAA
This is a messenger RNA of Cornus florida, 1437 nucleotides long. RefSeq lists its product as uncharacterized. The transcript has a single exon. The coding region runs from base 10 to 1437 and encodes 475 amino acids. The record is from RefSeq and is a predicted model, not a curated record. Gene Ontology annotation, molecular function: DNA binding. Lineage: Eukaryota; Viridiplantae; Streptophyta; Magnoliopsida; Cornales; Cornaceae.